Molecule: messenger RNA, 912 nt
Organism: Alnus glutinosa
Lineage: Eukaryota; Viridiplantae; Streptophyta; Magnoliopsida; Fagales; Betulaceae
Exons: 2
Coding region: 275-736 (153 amino acids)
Source: RefSeq, a predicted model, not a curated record
AACUCCGAUCCCUUUUACUCUUGUUCGAUCAACUCAUUCUUUUUUGAAUCUUGAAUGGUGGAAACAUCUCCUUUCACGCACUUUCUCCCCUCUCUCUUCCACAUAGCAACUGCGCGUAUGCCACACGCGUUGCCCUCCUCCUAUGGUUCCUGCAAACAAGCCUGGUACUAUCGUUGCCUUGGCUUGGACCCUUGAGCGCGCGCUCUCCCUCGUCCAAACUCUACGUAUUUAGUUUCGUUAAUUUCCAUUUGGGUCUUUCAAAACAAGAUCAAAGAUGAAAAAGAUUAACGUCCCUGAGAAAACUGAUCAGUUUCAGAAGCAGAAGAAGAACAGCGACGGUCAAAACGUGAAGCCGCGAGUGAAGAGUAACAGAUUCUUGAUCACAGUCAACGUUCUUGGAAGCGCCGGACCGUUGAGAUUUGUGGUGAACGAGACUGAUCUUGUUGCUGGCGUCAUUGACACCGCGCUCAAAUCCUACGCCCGCGAAGGCCGGCUGCCGGUGCUCGGCUCCGAUGUGAAUGGUUUCGUUCUCUAUUGCGCAGAUGCAGGAUUCAAUGCUUUAAAUCCGUGGGAAUCAAUAGGCUCACAUGGGGGAAGGAACUUUGUGCUGUGCAAGAAGCAGGGGCAGCCGCAGAUGACAGAGGGGAGGCCGGCCGAGAUGAUAGCUCAAAAGCGAAGUGGUAGCUGGAAAGCAUGGCUUAACAAGCCCUUCAGCAAAAUCAUAUUGUCCCGUUGAGCUCUGUCUUUGUCAUUGGAGAAUCUUCUUUCUUAUCAGUGAAUUCAGUUCCUCCACUGUAACUGUCUCGAUCUUCUCACGCUUUAUAAUAUAUUAUUCUGCUUGUAAUUAAAUGUGAACUUUGAUGCUUAAUUGGUGCUAUUAGAUUGCAAAAAUAUGCCUUUGUGGUUAUAUUA